Molecule: messenger RNA, 5167 nt
Organism: Caretta caretta (loggerhead turtle)
Lineage: Eukaryota; Metazoa; Chordata; Testudines; Cheloniidae
Gene: ANKRD44
Product: ankyrin repeat domain 44
Biological process (GO): regulation of transcription by RNA polymerase II
Cellular component (GO): nucleus
Molecular function (GO): RNA polymerase II-specific DNA-binding transcription factor binding
Source: RefSeq, a predicted model, not a curated record
UGCGUGUGUUGUGCACGGGGUGAUGUCAGUGGCAGCUGGGCUUGUGCAGUCAGUACUUCCUGUAUCAGGCAGGCUCGGUUAGCGGCAGGCUCCUGGGCUCCUCCUGACCCCAGCGAGCAGCUGGAUUGUCAAUUUCAGGUCUCCCAGGCACGGCUGCGUUGAGCUCUCCUCCCCAGCCGGCCCGCAACUCCUGAAGCUGGCGGACACCCCCGGACCGCGGAGCUGCAUGUGCCCGAGCCGCGCCGAGGGAGAAUGGCAGUCCUCAAACUCACCGACCAGCCACCACUGGUCCAAGCAAUUUUCAGCGGGGAUCCAGAGGAGAUACGGAUGUUGAUCUACAAAACUGAGGAUGUUAACGCUCUGGAUGGUGAAAAACGCACCCCGCUUCAUGUUGCGGCUUUUCUGGGAGAUGCAGAGAUCAUUGAGCUCCUCAUUUUGUCAGGGGCUCGUGUCAAUGCCAAGGACAAUAUGUGGCUGACCCCUCUUCAUCGGGCUGUUGCCUCAAGGAGCGAAGAAGCAGUGCAAGUAUUGAUUAAGCAUUCAGCGGAUGUUAAUGCUCGGGACAAGAACUGGCAGACACCGUUGCAUGUAGCAGCUGCAAACAAAGCAGUGAAGUGCGCAGAAGUAAUCAUUCCAAUGCUGAGCAGUGUCAAUGUCUCUGACAGAGGGGGGCGGACAGCGUUACACCAUGCAGCUCUGAAUGGCCACAUUGAGAUGGUGAACUUGCUUUUAGCCAAAGGGGCAAACAUCAAUGCUUUUGACAAAAAGGACAGGAGAGCUAUUCAUUGGGCAGCAUAUAUGGGCCACCUGGAAGUUGUUGCCUUGCUGAUUAACCAUGGUGCAGAGGUGACUUGUAAGGACAAAAAGGGUUAUACUCCACUUCAUGCUGCUGCAUCCAAUGGGCAGAUUAAUGUAGUGAAACACCUUCUUAAUCUAGGUGUAGAGAUUGAUGAAAUGAAUGUCUACGGAAAUACUGCGCUUCACAUUGCGUGUUAUAAUGGUCAGGAUUCUGUAGUUAAUGAGUUGAUUGACUAUGGUGCUAAUGUUAAUCAGCCUAAUAACAGUGGAUUUACCCCCUUGCAUUUUGCUGCUGCCUCCACUCAUGGAGCUUUGUGUCUUGAACUGCUAGUGAAUAAUGGAGCAGACGUUAAUAUUCAGAGUAAAGAUGGCAAGAGUCCACUGCACAUGACAGCUGUCCACGGGAGGUUCACACGGUCGCAAACCCUCAUUCAGAAUGGAGGUGAAAUUGACUGUGUUGAUAAGGAUGGCAACACCCCUCUGCAUGUGGCUGCGAGAUAUGGACAUGAGCUUUUGAUUAACACCCUAAUAACGAGCGGAGCUGAUGCUGCCAAGUGCGGUAUCAACAACAUGUUCCCCUUACAUUUAGCAGCACUAAAUGCUCACUCGGACUGCUGCAGGAAGUUGUUGUCAUCAGGACAAAAGUAUAGCAUAGUGUCCUUGUUUAGUAAUGAGCACGUGCUGUCUGCAGGCUUUGAAAUAGACACCCCAGAUAAUUUUGGAAGAACGUGCCUCCACGCUGCUGCUGCAGGAGGUAACGUUGAAUGUGUAAAACUCUUGCAGAGUAGUGGAGCAGAUUUUAAUAAAAAGGACAAAUGUGGGAGGACACCUUUGCACUAUGCAGCUGCGAAUUGUCAUUUCCACUGUAUUGAGACACUGGUGACCACAGGGGCAAAUAUUAAUGAAACGGAUGACUGGGGACGUACUGCUUUGCACUAUGCUGCUGCUUCGGACAUGGACAGAAAAAGAAAGAAUAUUUUAGGUAACUCCCAUGAAAAUGCCGAAGAACUUGAAAGAGCCAAUGAGAUGAAGGAAAAAGAAGCUGCAUUGUGUCUAGAGUUCCUGCUUCAAAAGGAUGCCAAUCCAUCGAUCCAAGACAAAGAAGGGUACAACACGGUGCACUAUGCUGCUGCUUAUGGCCAUAGACAGUGUUUGGAAUUGAUUGGAAGCAAAAGUCCAUUGGAGAUACUUCUGGAAAAAACCAGCAACAUUUUUGAUGAACCAGAUUCAGGAGCUACUAAAAGUCCUUUGCAUUUAGCUGCCUAUAAUGGUCAUCAUCAAGCCUUGGAGGUACUUCUUCAGUCUCUGGUAGACUUGGAUAUUAAGGAUGAGAAAGGACGCACUGCCUUGGACCUGGCUGCCUUUAAGGGACAUGCAGAAUGUGUUGAAGCUCUCAUCAGCCAGGGUGCUUCCAUCUUGGUAAAAGAUGACAUCACCAAAAGAACCCCGCUCCAUGCCUCAGUCAUCAACGGUCACACACCAUGUUUGCGGCUGUUGCUGGAAGUUGCAGACAACCCUGAUGUGACAGAUGCCAAAGGACAAACCCCACUGAUGCUAGCUGUGGCAUAUGGGCACAUUGAUGCUGUUUCCUUGUUACUUGAAAAAGAAGCAUCUGUAGAUGCAGCCGAUCUCCUGGGAUGCACAGCUUUACAUCGAGGGAUUAUGACUGGGCAUGAGGAAUGCGUUCAAAUGCUGUUGGAACAAGAAGUAUCUAUCUUGUGUAAAGACUCCAGAGGCAGGACACCUCUACAUUAUGCAGCAGCUCAUGGUCAUGCCACUUGGCUGAGUGAAUUACUGCAGAUGGCACUGUCAGAAGAGGACUGUAGUUUCAAAGAUAAUCAAGGUUAUACACCAUUGCACUGGGCUUGUUAUAAUGGUAAUGAAAACUGCAUAGAGGUACUAUUGGAACAGAAAUAUUUCCGCAAAUUUAAUGGUAACAAUUUCUCUCCAUUGCACUGUGCUGUGAUAAAUGAUCAUGAAAAUUGUGCUUCACUGCUCAUUGGGGCCAUAGAUGCCAGCAUUGUCAACUGUAAAGAUGACAAAGGAAGAACUCCACUGCAUGCGGCAGCCUUUGCCGAUCACGUGGAAUGCUUGCAGCUUCUUUUAAAUCACAAUGCACUGGUAAAUGCUGCAGAUAAUUCAGGGAAAACACCACUUAUGAUGGCAGCUGAAAAUGGACAUGCAGGUGCAGUAGAUUUUUUGGUGAACAGUGCCAAGGCUGAUCUGACUGUAAAGGAUAAGGACUUGAAUACACCCUUGCACUUGGCUAGCAGUAAAGGUCAUGAAAAAUGUGCCUUGUUAAUACUGGACAAGAUCCAAGAACAGAGCCUUAUUAAUGCAAAAAAUAAUGCAUUGCAGACACCCCUCCAUAUUGCUGCACGAAAUGGCCUAAAGAUGGUGGUUGAGGAGUUGCUGGCCAAGGGGGCGUGCGUACUAGCAGUAGAUGAAAAUGGUCAUACGCCAGCCCUGGCUUGCGCUCCUAACAAAGACGUGGCUGACUGCCUGGCACUCAUUUUGGCUACCAUGAUGCCUUUUUCUCCUUCCAGUUCAAUGAUGCCUUUCAACUUCGUUUGUUUUAAAAAAGACAAUUUAAGCAGGACACAUCUCUGCGAUGGCUCCAAUAUGGGCAGUAUUAACUCUUACAGUAAACCCUUGAGUAACAAUAUAGGAACAGAGGAUGGGUACAAUGAAAAUGAUUCCGAUUCUGAAACAUUUUGACUUUGGUAUUCAAAGCUUUUUCUUAAUUGCAUUUGGAGUUGUUUUUUUUUUUUUUUUAAAAAGCUUGAAUCCCACAUUAUAUUUUUAAAGUAUUAUUAUUGACCAAAACUUCCAGAAUUGGGCAUUGAAAGGAUUAGUAAAUAAUAAUUAAAAUAAUAAUUAAAAAUAAUCUAGUCUUUAAUAUAGAAGUUAGGGAUUUUCAUUUGAAUGAAUUCACAUUUAUGUUCUGUAGCUUCAAGUUUCACCGAGUUUUCUUUAGGCCUCAAGUGCUCCUGUGAAAGUUUCUAGCUCUUUUUUUAAGUAGAAAAAGAGAAAAUGCCUUUUUCUUUAUGACAGCACAAAUGAACAGGGAACUGUUGUGUAAAAUAUUCAUAUGCCCUAGCUGUAUAGUUGGUACACAGAUGGCUUUCCAAUGUGGCUUUCUUAGAUUCCAAGAAAGAACCCCAACCCUCUCCUCCUUGUUGUCUAUUUCCUAGUUAAUACAGGUUCUGUUGGGUAGAUAAUAGUUCGUUACACAAACCAAAGGUAAAGUUGUGCAUCUUUUUAAAGUACUGCCUGUAUUACCUUCUCUAAGGGAAAAAAACAUUUUACACUCUGCAUGUAUUAAGCACUUAAAUAUACAGAAGGCACUUUUUAAAGAUCUUAGAUACAGCACACAAUUAGAAUACUGAUAUAAAAAUUUAAGGCCAAAUCCUGCUUUUGUCUAUCAUACCAAUAUUUCACCACUUACAUCAGUGGAAUUACUUGUGUGAAGUCAGCAUGAGUCAGCUGUUGAUUUGCUUUUUCAGUUCAGCACAAACAUAUAUGGUUUAUUUGCACUACAGAACUAGGAUCAUUAGGAGCUUCUGUUACCUGAGCAAUUAACCACAAAUCUGGUAUCAGAAAAAAAAAUAAGUUGUUGAUUGUGAUGCAUCUAAAUUUUGUUGCCAAUUUAAACUGAUAUUUUUCAUUUUCUUUUCUAAACUUAUAUAGCUUGUUUUUACCAGGAACAUUAUCAGGGUUUAAAAUACUUUUGCCAAUAUUUGGGUUAAAAUGAAUAGAGCAAAGGUAAAUACAGAGCAAGUGAAAGCAUUACAUCAAAAGUGGACAUACCAAACAAACGCCAGUAAAUUUGAAAGCAUAUUAUGGAAAGGGAAUCAUGAUGUACUAGAACAGCCGAUUGAUACCAGCUUGCUUAAGCAACAUCAACAUUGUGAAUAUAUCUACUCCUUCUGCCAAAGCUUCUAGGUCAAAUGGACCCCGUUCCUCGUCUGGAACAGAUGCACAAAAGGAAGACUGAGCCUUUAAAAAAUAAACAAAUAAACUACCAUGAACUAACCAGCUCUAUACCACGAGGACCAAAAUGCUUCAGUAUUUAAAUGGAAGAUUUUAAUUUUUUUCAGAAUGCAAGUGACAGAAUGAAGUAAUUUUUCUAAACAAUAAAAAUGUAAACUUUUUGAGUAAUGAAUAGUCUGGAGUGUAUUUUACAUUUUAUGACACAAAUUUCUAGCUGACAGCUUGGCGUUUUUAACUGAUGAUGUGUUGACCACAGUUUAUUUUUUUCCAGACUAGAGAGAAUGUUCAUAUACUUUUAAUGUAAAUGUGUUUAUAUUUAUUCGAAAUGAAAUCAAUGCCCAGGAAAAAUAACUAUGGCUUGUUCUCCUUUUUUGUG